GGAACAGCUGAGCUGACAAGCAAUCGGAGAUAGACUAAGCAUGGCGGAGGAUAAGCAGGAUCUCAAUCAUAUCCUUCUCAUCAAUACUUUCUACAUCCGUAAUAAAAGACAUAGAAUCACCCUUACCAAAAAUAGCAUCUGUUGGGAACCUGAAUCGGCUCCAGAUUUAUGUACUGUUUUACCUUUGAGUGAAGUAAUUGCAAUCACUCCCUGUGACUGUAAUGGUGAUCAGACUUCUCGAACUAUACAGUGCCAUCAUUGCCGGCAUUCUCGAGAUCAAGUCAGUCCUGCUAUAUCAGAAUUAGUUCCUUUACAAGCUCAAGCUGUACGUUUGUAUUAUGCUAUUAGAGUUGGAAAAUAUAGAUGGUCUUUGACAAGUAUUUUAUUGCGCCCAGUUGAAUUGAAUGUUUUAAGAGAAUUCAUAAGCAAUUUACAAGCUACUUUAAAUGGUAAAGAAGGCCAAUUACUUCAUCUUGCAGGAAUUGUAGCACAUGUUAUUGUGACACAAAGAGCUAAUCAUGCCAAAGAUAUGUUGCAAGAACUUGACCUUAAGCAAUUUGAUGGAAUAAUCUGUGUUGGAGGUGAUGGGAUGUUUAGUGAGCUUUUGAAUGGUCUUAUACUGAGAAUACAAAGAGAAGAGGAUUUAGAUAUUAAUGAUCCAUUUACAUUCUUGAAACGUCCUACAAUACCUCUUGGUGUGAUACCAGCUGGUUCUACUGAUGCAGUAGCUUAUAGUUCUAAUGGAACAAAUGAUCCAGUAACAUCAACAUUAUUAAUAAUUAUGGGUGACCAAAUUAAUGUUGAUAUAAGCAGUCUUCAUCAUGAAGGCACUUUACUAAGAUAUUCCAUAUCAUUUUUGGCAUAUGGCUAUUUUGGUGAUACAUUAUUUGAAAGUGAAAAACACCGAUGGAUGGGUCCAAAACGAUAUAGCUGGUCAGGUUUUAAAAAGGUUUUGCAACAUCAAUCUUAUGAUGGAGAAUUGCAGCUACAAGUUGUUAAUAUGAAUAAUUCACCUUAUUGGCAACACGACAGGUGUCAGGCAGGUUGUUCUGUUUGUGUUAAAGUUAAAGAAAAAUUAAAAAAUUCCAAAUCACAAUUUUUUGAUGAAGAGAAACUUCGAUGGUUGACAGUCAAAGGGAAAUUCAUGUGUGUAAAUGUUGCUACUAUGUCUUGUAAAUGUGGAAUGUCAAGAGAAGGAAUCUCACCUUGUGCUCACAGAGGAGAUGGAUGUGUAGAUGUUGUUGUUGUAUCACGUUGCUCACGUUUUAAUUAUAUACGUUAUCUUUUUCGCACUUCCUUUCACAAUCAAAGCCCUUUUGAUCUCAAUUUUGUGCAACUUUAUCGUGUACGUGAAUUUCGUUUUAGUCCUUAUGUCUCAGAAGGUGAUAGGACACCUGCUGCAACUUGUACAGGAGUACAAGACAGUCAGCGUCGUCUGGUAACUAGUAUGUGGAACUGUGAUGGAGAAGUUAUAACAGAGCCAAUGAUUCAUGUUAGGUAAUUUAUAAAAUUAAAACGUUAAAGUUACCAUUAACAUAAUAUCAAUUAUUCUGAAAAAUUAUUAUAUUAGAUUUAUCUUGUGAUCUUUUGUGAUUCCCCUCAUGGUCAGCACAGAUUGGGAACAUUGUUUCUUGUUUCUUACCCAAGUUGACCUACCCAUAAGAGACAACAUUGACAGGUCACAUAGAUUCUUGAGUUGUUGUUUCACAAUUUAAUUUUAUAAAUUAACAGAAAAAUAAUAUAUUUAAAAAAAUAAUUUUGUGAUUAUAUGAUUUUAUCUACUGUAAAUUCUUUAAAUCUAGAUGAGAGACAAUUUCUUGAA
Messenger RNA from Centruroides sculpturatus (bark scorpion), 1822 nucleotides. RefSeq names its product ceramide kinase-like. Lineage: Eukaryota; Metazoa; Arthropoda; Arachnida; Scorpiones; Buthidae. Gene Ontology annotation, molecular function: kinase activity. The transcript has 10 exons. Bases 41 to 1501 code for a protein of 486 amino acids. The record is from RefSeq and is a predicted model, not a curated record.